Messenger RNA from Theileria equi strain WA, 246 nucleotides. RefSeq lists its product as hypothetical. The transcript has 3 exons. Lineage: Eukaryota; Apicomplexa; Aconoidasida; Piroplasmida; Theileriidae. The coding region runs from base 1 to 246 and encodes 81 amino acids. The record is from RefSeq and is a predicted model, not a curated record.
AUGACUGAUGAUUCUAUGCAAUCUACUGAGUUAAACGCUGCUUUGAACUUACUUAUCCUUUCUAUGCUCAACGAGCAAGUAAAGAAAGUUUGCUUUAACAAAUGCUUUAGUAAUAAGUUUGAUGAUAAACUAGGCAAAACUGAACAAAUUUGCAUCGCUAAGUGUAUGGAUAGAAUGUAUGAAGCUCACACUAUAUUGUCCCAGGCUGCAGCAGAAAGCGCUAAGAAUAUAACAAAUGCUCUCUAG